UGCCGCGUGGUGGCGCUGGGCACCGGCAGCAAGUGCCUGGGUGGCGGCCAGCGCUGCGCCGCCGGUCGCACCGUCUCCGACUCUCACGCCGAAGCUGUGGCGCGCCGCGCCUUCCAGCGCUUCCUGUUGGCCGAGCUGCGUCGCCUGUACGCCGGCGAGGAGUGCUGCCUGCGCCGCGUCGUCGCCGGCGGCGGCGCCGAGCUACGGGCCGGUGUGCGCGUACACUUCUUCGCCAGCCACACGCCUUGCGGCGACUGCUCCAUCUUCCCUCGUGCGCCAGACGCCGAUGCCGGACCGCCAGCGAAGCGGGCCCGCGUGGACGGCGACGCGCCAGACGCCCACCGGAAGGGCGCGGAGCCGGCCGACGGUGACGCGCCUGACAUCUACCGGACGGGCGCGAAGCCGGUGGCCGGCGAGCGGGCCGACCCGCGCAAGCCUGGCGCCGGCUACCACGUGACGGGCGUGCUGCGCACCAAGCCGGGCCGCGGCGAGCCGACGCUCUCGAUGUCGUGCAGUGACAAGCUGGCCAAGUGGCUGCUGGUGGGCGUGCAGGGCGCGCUGCUCAGCUGCCUGCUGCCGUGGCCGGUGCCGCUCAGCUCGGUGGUGAUCGGCCGGUGUCCGUACAGCGCGGCGGCCAUGCGCCGCGCGCUGGUGGAGCGGACGGCGCUGCGACUGGCGCCGCUGAUCGCGCAGAGCCGGCUCGAGUUUGAGUUCGGCAAGGCGGCCGUGAUGCAUCGCGCUGGCGAGGAAAGCACUGAUCGCCCCCGGCGGGAGGGGGAGGACGCGAACCGGGGCGUGGAGGAGGAGGGCAGCGCUUCCAGGGUUGUACCAUCGCCCUGCAGCGUGGCCUGGAGCCUGGGCUGUUCGCGCGAGCUCGAGGUGUUUGCGGAUGGCGUACGGCAGGGCGUCACGAAGAAGGCCCGCGGGACGGCGGCGGCGCGUGUCGCCAUCUGUCGACGCGACAUGAUGCAGGAGUUUGUUCAACUGUUGAAAGAUGUCGGUCCCGAACAGCUGCCGACCGAGAUGCGCCUGUCAGUUGAUGGAGUGGAACGCUUGUCUUACAAGCAGAUGAAGGGUCUGGCCAAGUGUUACGGAGAGCGAUGGCGACGGGUGAAGGAGGAUAUCUUCCCAAACUGGGUGGAGAAGCCUGUGCAUUUAACGGACUUUACCUUGGCUGACAGCUAACGUGAACAUAGAAUACAAAGAUCGAUAGAGUGCAGUCUCCGCCACCCGCUGUUCUUUCCUCCUUCUUGCUUCACCCUGAAUCCUCGCGACAUCCCAUUCGUCCGGGAAAGGCCACACGCACCUCCCGUUAGUAUGCCCACGUGUC
Molecule: messenger RNA, 1330 nt
Organism: Pollicipes pollicipes
Lineage: Eukaryota; Metazoa; Arthropoda; Thecostraca; Pollicipedomorpha; Pollicipedidae
Product: tRNA-specific adenosine deaminase 1-like
Exons: 1
Biological process (GO): tRNA processing
Molecular function (GO): RNA binding; tRNA-specific adenosine deaminase activity; adenosine deaminase activity
Source: RefSeq, a predicted model, not a curated record